AUGAAUCACAAUUAUCAAUAUAAUAACAACAUAGAUCACUUAGCUCAAUCUAAUAAAGAACAACAGCAAAGAGAUCAAUUGUUACAAGUCGAAAGUGAGGUACGUAUUAUAGAAAACUCAAUACAAAAUGCUGAGGAAGAACUAAAAACAAUCACCAAAGAACGUAUUAUGUUACAAGCUCAGCAAAGCAAACAUGAACAAGAAUUAUCUGCAUAUAAUAUUCAACUUACUCAAAUGACAAAUGAAAUGCAACGAAUCCACAAUGAAUUACACAAGCUACAAGAAGAACAAAAAAAUCUUAUUAUGGAGAGAGAUCGAAUACAAACGGAACUUAAUCGCCAACAAACAGUUCUUCGUUCGGAAGAUAGAAAAUUGCAAGAGCUUCAGAAUAAAAUGAGAAAUCUAGAAAAUGAAAAACAUCAAAUUGAACAGCAUCGAAUCGAAUUAACAGAAGCCUUACGACAGAGUGAAGCUAAUCGGCAAGAUCUUGAACGACAAAUGGCUGCUGCUGAUGUUGAAAUUAGUGCACUCGUGAGACAAAUUGAACAACUUCGCCAACAAAUUCAAAUAGUUGAACAGGCAGUUCAGGAGCUAAACGAUCAAAUUCAAGAAAAUGUCGAUCAAAUAAAUGAACUUGAAGAGAAAAUUGCUGAACAUAAAAAAACAAUACAAGAAAUCGAUAUGGAAAAAAUCCGAAUUGAAGCAGAAAUCGAACAUAUUCAAGAUAGAAUUUCUAGAAUUCAAAUGAUCAUUGAUCUGAAAAACGAUCAAGAAAAAGAUCUCUCUCAAUAUCAAGAGAAACGUGAACAAGAACGAGAAGAAGCAUCGAAAACAUUGAAAAAUGCUCUAACAAGAUGUGAUGAAUUGAAAGAAGCAAUCAAUUCAUUAGAAAGAGACUUGAAAACGAUGAGAGAACAACUAGCGAAACUUAACACCGAACUGCUCCAACUAGAAGACAAAAAGCGUCAGGCAACAAAUGAAGAGAUUUUAGCUAGAGAAGCAGUUGCUUUGGCUCAACAAGAAUGUGAAAAACUUAAAGCAGAAACUAUUCAGAUAGAAGCAACAUUACAAGAAAAACAGCAAGAAAAUAAUCAUGCGAAAACUAAAAUGACAGAACUUGAAAAUGCACUAAAAACAAAACAAGCAGAAUUGACGAAAAUCGUCGAAAAAGUCAAUCAACUCGAUCAAAAUUUAAAAAAUUGUGAACGAAAGCUAGAAGAAGCCAUUAGGCUACGAGAUCAACAUAAAGAGACAUUGCGUCGAGAAGAAGAAAACGAGCGGAAAGCACAAAAUGCAGUUCAAGAACAAGAUAUGAUAGUAAAAGAUGCUCAAAAUAAACUCAAUCAAUCUGAAUUAGACGAAAGUGAAGCAAAAUCUGCUUAUGAUGAAGCAAAGAGAUUAGAAGAAGAAGCUAAUAGAGAAUUGCAGGAAGCAAAAAAUGAGAUGAACCAACUUGAAAGUGCCCUGCGGCUUGCACAAGCGGCUCUGGUCAUUGCAUCCGUAGGAUCGAUGUUAUUGAUCGGAGCCGUAGGUGCGGCUGAGUACGCUCUUAAUUCCUUUCGAUCAACGUUGGCGAAUGCUGAACGGACGGCUGCGUCACGAAAGGAAGAACGUGUGCAGCGAUACAAUGCUCACCAAACAGCAGUUCAGAAGAAAGCAGCAGCACAUACGCAUUUACAAGCAGAACAACUAAAACUUGAAACACGACGUCGAGAAUUACAUAAUCAAACUGAAACAAAAAAUCGUGCUAAAUAUGAACUUGAUCAACAAGAAAAUGUGGUGAGCGCUCUUACAGAUGAUCGAAAUAAGCUUGACGAUGAACUCACAGAUGCUAAACGUCAACAAUUAACCAAAGAAAAUGAAAUUAAAGAUCAAGAAAACGAAAUUUCAAAUCAAAAAACAAUCGUCGAGCAAUUGGAUAAAGAGCUCACUGUAAUCAAUACUGAAAAAAACGAUGUUGAAAAAAGAACCAUUGCAGCUACUCAAGUCCAAAACGCUGCAGUUGAACGUCAUCGGAACGCUGAAGAAGUAUUCACCGAAGUGACACAUACAUUAAAAAAUAAAGGUACUGAGCAACAGCUGACACUUGAGAAAAUUGAUCAGAAGAACAUGGAACUCGAAGCAAAAAAUACUGAAGUUCGUGAAAAAGAAGCGGAAGUUAUCAAUGCACAAAAUAAAGUACGAGCGAUCGACGAAGAUUUACAAAUGCUUAAGAAAACUAAAGCCGAGUUACAAAAAGACAGGAACGAUCAACAGCGUGCUAUUCAAAUAGAACAGCAAAAACGAGAUGAAAAUAAAGAAAAACGUCGUGAAAUCCAAAAGCAAUUAAAAGAAAUUACAAAUGAAAAAGAGACAUUGAUAAAAAAGCAGACCGAUAUCAAACGACAAUUGAAAACAAAAAAUACUGAAUUACUCAACAAAGCAAAGCAAGUGCAGAAUAUCGAAGCACAAAUCAACAGUCGGCAAGGAAAACAUAGUACAAUCACACUUCAACGUGAUCAUCAACAAACCGAAACGAGACGAUUAAAAGGAGAAAUAAGUAGUAUUGAACAAAAAGUGCAAGAUAAAAAUCGUCAAAUUCAACAAUUUAAUCUAAAGAUACAAGAGCAAGAACAAAAUAAACAGACGUCUGAAAAAAAUAUCAGAGAAAGCAAACAAAAUCUCACUCGUCUUGAACAACGUCUUGAUCCUCUCAAUACACAAGUUCAGGACAAACAAACGAUCUACAAUGAACAAUAUAAUGCACAUAGUAAGCUGAGCAGUGAGAUGGAAGCACGUAAAAUGUCCAAAGCUGUCAUCGAUCAACAGCUCAGCGAACUCAACGGAAAAGAGAUAUCAAAACAGAUUGAAAUACGAACACAAGUACGCCGUUUUGGAGCACAAAAAAUUUCUUUAAAUCAACUUCAACAGCAAAGUACUCAGAAUGUUAAUGUACAACAGUCACAACAUCAAAGAAGAUAUAUUCUACAUGACAACGAAUAUCAAACAAAAGCGUAUAAAAAUGAAAAUAAAUAG
Molecule: messenger RNA, 3015 nt
Organism: Rotaria socialis
Lineage: Eukaryota; Metazoa; Rotifera; Eurotatoria; Philodinida; Philodinidae
Source: the annotation of a GenBank genome assembly